AAAUCGGAGAAACUUUUGGCCGUACGUCUUAAUGUGAUAUUAUCCAUAUCCAUUUUGUGUGAGGAUGCUUUGUGCUGAAGCAGUGUGCUACGGAAUGUGUACGUUCUAGAACGUAUUUCCCAGGUUCAGAUUGUAUUUAAUGAUAUGCUCGGUGUUCGGGUGUUUUUUUUAUCAUCAGUGAACAUUUCGUGAAUAUCUUUUUUUCAAACUUCAAAAUCUAAUCAAGGCAAACAAUCUUUGAUAGUAAAGCUGUUGAUUCGGCGAAAUAAAAUACGAAGUUAACUAUAUCUCGCGGUUUCAUCCAGUACGAGAUGUUUCUCCCUCUGCUCUUUCGGAGUAGAAUUUUUCUAUUCUCGUUGCCUGCACUUAAAAUAUCUGUUCAUACAACUCCAUUGCAAUUCCAGAGGCUAAAGAAUCAAAAUAUAAUACAGCGUCUAUUUUUCCAACGCAGAAAUCAGCUGUGAAAGCUUUCACUAUAAAAUUUGACAAUUGGUCAAUAAAGCAGCCUAAAAAUGCCUUCAACGUGUGGUGAUCCUCAGGAAGUAUCCGCUCUGACAGUGCAGCCUGGAUUGGAUGGUGUUUCCAGCACCGAUAGUGUGGGUACCCACAGUGACGUUUCCGGAAAUACAACAAUAUCUGGUAGGCCUAGAAUGGAUGUUGCUUGUGUUCUGGACCUUCAACAGCCAGAACAUAUUGCACAGAGAAAAAGAGCUCUGGAAGAAGUCAAACAAGCUUGCAACUCAGUGAAUUCGGAUAUGCAUCACAUUCAGUUCGAGAAACUCGAUUUCGGUGAGACGAAUGUACUGGACACGUUUUACAACGCGGAUGUUGCGGUCGUAGAUCUGAGUAUUCAGCUGCAGCAAUCCGCAUUGUUUUAUCAUUUAGGAGUGAGGGAGAGUUUCGGGAUGAAAGAAAAUAUUUUGUUGUACAAUGACAUGGACAGUGAAGCUACGAUCAGGCUUAAGUUAUCUUGCGGCAGUUACACCUUCGUUUCGUAUCGUGUCCUGGACUGUGGCUCUUGCGUCGCAACGAGUCUAGCAUCUAGUCGUCUCACCGGUGAAGAAGUUGCUGAUCCCAAGCAACAAUUAACAAUUAGACUGAAACGAUUGCUUCAAGAUGUUGAAGUUCAAUCAAAAGCACACAUGAAGGAGAAGUUCUUGGCUGAUCUGCGAAAAGCUCGUGAAAUGUAUUCCGGCGAAGAAUUGGCCAAAGCUUUGAACAAUAUGCGCAAACGCUUGGACGAUCCGAACGUUCUGUCGGGUGAAGUGAUACUCAAUGUGUUAAUUUCGUUUCGAGAAAUUCAAGGAUAUGAUGCAAUGGUUCAACUCGUUGAUGACUUGCGAACGAUUCCGAAUCACAAGACUUAUAUAAAUACACCUGCGAUUCGUUAUUUGUAUGGUUUUGCCCUGAGUCGACGAAACAAAGAAGGCGAUCGAGAAAGAGCGGUUCGCGUGAUUGAGAAAGCUCUCGAGAAAAAGGAAAAUCAUGUGCCUGACAUGUUGUGCCUCUGUGGAAGAAUUUAUAAAGAUCAGUUUGUUGAAAGUCGUCACACCGAUCAAGAAAGCUUGAAAAAUGCAAUUUAUUGGUAUCGAAAGGGUUUCGAGGUUCAACCGAACGCUUACGCUGGUGUGAAUCUAGCAACUUUGCUCGUAAUAGCUGGAAACGAGUUUUCGAAAAGUGAAGAGCUUCAACACAUAGGAAUGGUUCUAAAUAAUUUGAUUGGCAAAAAGGGUAGUUUGUCGAGUAUUAAAGAUUAUUGGGGCGUUGCCACCUUCUUCGAGAUAAGUGUUCUCGCCGAGGAUUAUUCCAAAGCUAUCCAAGCUGCGGAGUGUAUGUUUAAACUAAAGCCCCCUAAUUGGUACCUCAAAUCAACGAUUGGCAAUAUUUCGCUCAUCGAUAGAUUUCGUAAGAAAAAUGAAGAAGGCGACGUUUCACCGGAGGAGCAGAUUUUCAGUUUUUGGAUGGACUUUUUCGUCGAAGCGACAAAGACCGAAGUCGGAGACAGCAUAAGGUUUCCGCUUCUCAUUCUAGAACCAACGAAAAUAUUGAUGCCUAGUUACGCAAACGUGAACCUCGGUGCCGAGGAAAAAUCUAUACAAAUAUGGAAUUUAUGUCUGGACAGCAUGAAAAACAAUUGCAAACAAGUUCACGAUUGGCUGUUUGCGGCUAACAUGAUUCGGAGCGUCAGCCUAUACAAACGCGAUGAGAGAUGCUUGUUUCUUUACGUCCAUGAAAACUCUGAUGAUUUUCAAAUGUAUUUUCCAUCUGCUCAGUACAGACAAAGGUUCUAUGAUCUUGUCUUGGAAAUGACCGCUGAUCAGGAAGGCAUGGUUGCUGAUCUCGACGCCUACAUGACCUGUGAUCGGAUGAAAGUUGAGUACGAAUUGGACGAUCAAAACAAACGCAUUGUCUUGGGGAAAGGUACAUACGGAGUGGUUUACGCCGCUCGCGAUUUGAACACUCAAGUAAGAAUCGCUGCAAAAGAAAUUCGCGAGCGUAAUUUGGGGGACGUGCAACCGUUGCACGAGGAAAUAAAAUUGCACAGUCAACUGCGACACAGAAAUAUCGUGCAGUAUUUAGGCUCCAUAAGUGAGGGAGGAUUUUUCAAGAUUUAUAUGGAGCAAGUUCCGGGAGGCAGUUUGUCGGCAUUGCUGCGAUCGAAAUGGGGCCCGCUCAAAGAAAGCGAGUCGACGAUAUCGUUUUAUACAAAACAAAUAUUGGAGGGACUCAAAUAUCUCCACGAUCAAAAAAUUGUUCACCGAGAUAUAAAAGGUGACAAUGUAUUGGUAAAUACGUACAGCGGUGUCGUCAAAAUAUCAGAUUUCGGAAUGUCAAAAAGGUUGGCUGGUUUGUGUCCGAGUACCGAGACUUUUACAGGAACGUUGCAAUACAUGGCGCCGGAAGUUAUCGACAAGGGGCAGCGCGGUUACGGAGCGCCGGCUGACAUUUGGUCACUGGGAUGCACGAUAGUCGAAAUGGCAACCGGAAAACCGCCAUUCAUAGAGCUCGGCUCUCCUGAAGCUGCAGUCUUUAAAGUGGGCUAUUACAAAAUUCAUCCGGAGAUUCCAGCAGAAAUGUCUGAAAGAGCGAAAAAUUUCAUCCUUCGAUGUUUCGAGCCAAAUCCAGACAUCAGAGCAACCGCCUCGGAAUUAUUAGAAGAUCCGUUUCUCACCGAAAAAAAGAAAAGUUCGAGACUCGCAGCACCACCCGAUUUCAGUCGAAGUAUAUCAGUACCAGCUGAUAGGGCUCUUGGAAAAUUCGACAAAACUAAUAACAAUCACAUCGUCACAUCGACAACCGCGAUGCAAACUUCACAAUCUGACGAUAGCGGAACUAUGACGAAAUCGAGUCCGCUGCGAGAGCGAAGUCCGGCCCAUCUUCUGUCACCCAUCAGUAUGCCUACCGCCUCUUUGUCUUUCAACAGUACGAUCGGUAGCACACCGUCGAUCGAGACGAGCGAAUCCGACACAGCAGGCGCGUCGAUGACUCGAAGAAGUUCCUCCGGGGGAUUAUUGUCUCCUGAAGUAGAAUUAACAGGCCAAACGGGACAAAAAACGGGGGAGGAACAGGAAGGUUUUUACCUUUUGAAAAAAGAUAGUCAACGUCGAAUGACACUCACUAGAGUUUUGAGCCAAGAUGAGACGACCAUUUGCGAAGUAUGGAUGCGAAAUAUUCUUCAGGAUGUUGGCCACACGGUUCUUCAAAUGAACCAUUUGGAAUUACUGAUGCGAAGCUUGCGAGAUUAUAUUUCUGAGCAGCAUCAGGAUGUCAUAACGACAGCCGUGAGAACGCUCAAGGAGGAAUUGGAUUUCGAUUCCACUGCGAUAAAUCAUUUGCAUCUCGCUAUAUAUCUCUUCCAAACGGCGGUUAAUGAGGUGCUCAGGAGACACAGUAUAAAACCUCAUUGGAUGUUCGCAUUGGACAAUCUAGUCAGAAACGCUGUUCAGGCUGCGAUUACAGUACUUUCUCCAGAGCUCGGUGCAAAUUUGAUGGGCCACGAGAGAGUUCAACCAACGGGAGAAGGCGUUGAGGAAGAAUCGACAUCUGGUGUGUCGACUGUGAAUUCAGUAAAAUCUCAAAAAAUUGUUGAUUCAAUCGACAACAAAUAUUGGCGAGAAUACAGAGAUCAGAUGGGCGUGUUGAAGUUGGAAAAUAUGAGACUGCUUCAAGAACUGUUGGAAUGUCAAAAAACGUAUCAGACGAUGUUGCAUCAAGCUCUGGAAGAACAAAAAGCACAAAUUGGAACUCUUACACAACUGUGUGAGAAUAUGAAUCGAAGAUUCACGAGACAGGAAUCUGGAUAUCAUUCUUCCAUCAAAGAUCGUAGUGCAGAGACACUUUUGCUACCUAAUAUACCACAAAUAAGCGUGACUGAUCACAAUACGUCAUCGAAUCCGGACUCCAGGCUCGUAGAAUGGCUCGAAGGACUCGGGAUUGAUGAAAACUCGAUUCAAAGGUUUGUUUACGAGGAAUACACUCUAGAGGACGUACUGUUUCAUGUGUCUCGUGAUGAUUUACGAAGGCUCAAUUUACGUGGCGGAGUGGAAUUGAGAAUUUGGCUGGCUGUCAGGCUGCACCGAAAGGACAAUGAUCUGUGACCCGAGCUUCGUAGUAUAAAAAUUUGUACAGUAUAUGAAUAAUUUAAAAGGAAUAAGCAUGCAAAAAACGCACAAACAAUCGUUACUAACUCUUAGCUGAGAGGAAAGAGUUUGCAAUUUUUUAAUGAACUCUCACGUACGUAAUAUUAUGAGAAAAAACGUUUUUGAUCCAUCAUGGUAUUUUUCUUCCGACAAUUAUACCAAUUCUCCAGUGCCUUAAAGACUAAACUAUUUGCAUAUAUAAUUAUAUAUAAAUCAUCACGUUACUACGUAAUAUCGUUACUGCGCUUUUUUCACAAAAUUUUCGCUGCCCACAAUCCAAAGAAUUUUUUUGAUUGUUUGGAGCUAUACGUAACAUACAUGAAGAUUUUUUCUCUCAUACGUACGCGUAACAAAUCGAUGAAUUUUUGUCUUCCUGCUGCAUAACCGUUGCGAGUAUUCCACUUGGAGAGUAUUGUACAUAAAAAAACUUUCGUAAGAGAAAUAAAAAAUGAGCAGUAUUGGUUCAUGCUCCUCAAUUUGACGUUAUUUUUGUUAGAUGAAUCUGAUGUCUCCGAAACAAAAGCCUUUCCAAAACUAUGAUAGAAGCUGAACGAGAUGACAAUGUAAUUCCGAAUUUUGUAAAAUUUCCAAACUCCUCAAUCUGACGAUGAAGCAAUGGAUUUUUUCUGAGUUGAACUAUAAAAAUGUUAAUUGGAAAUAUUGAAAGCUGGUUUCAUGUGCGGAAAAAAACGCUCAGAAAUCUGAAUGAAGAAUCUCCGAGUGUUCCUAGGAAGAGCAAUAUUGAGGUUUAAAUCGAAAUUCUUAGAAUGUUCAAAUUCAUUGAGAUUUCAAAUAAAUAUUGGAAAAUAUUCAGAAUAUAUUUUUUCUCAAGUUUACGAAAAAUUAGCUUCCCGAUUCGAAACCAUAAUUCACGUUGAAAUUGGCGAAACUAUUGUUACAAGGAAAAUAAAAAAGCUUGUCCGUCAAACGAAAAA
This is a messenger RNA of Venturia canescens, 5575 nucleotides long. It is a transcript of the gene Ask1, whose product is annotated as apoptotic signal-regulating kinase 1. The transcript has 23 exons. NCBI's taxonomy places the organism in Eukaryota, Metazoa, Arthropoda, Insecta, Hymenoptera, Ichneumonidae. Gene Ontology annotation, molecular function: ATP binding; protein kinase activity; protein binding. The coding region runs from base 513 to 4598 and encodes 1361 amino acids. The record is from RefSeq and is a predicted model, not a curated record. Gene Ontology annotation, biological process: MAPK cascade; protein phosphorylation.